Harmonia axyridis is the source of this 2284-nucleotide messenger RNA. It is a transcript of the gene Gbs-76A, whose product is annotated as glycogen-binding subunit 76A. The record is from RefSeq and is a predicted model, not a curated record. Lineage: Eukaryota; Metazoa; Arthropoda; Insecta; Coleoptera; Coccinellidae. The coding region runs from base 312 to 1646 and encodes 444 amino acids. Gene Ontology annotation, biological process: regulation of glycogen biosynthetic process. The transcript is spliced from 3 exons. Gene Ontology annotation, cellular component: protein phosphatase type 1 complex. Gene Ontology annotation, molecular function: glycogen binding; protein phosphatase 1 binding.
CGCCCAUUACGACGGCGGCGGUGUGGGCAUCCGAAGGGACACCCAGCGCACACACACAUCACGGGACGCGUACCAGAGGGGGCCGUACUCGUAAAAUAGAACCGCACGAAAAUCAAACGGUGGUCCGUCCGAGCGGAAAGUUCGUCGCAUUUCACCAUCGCGGCGUUACUAUCGCCGGUUCGACCUUGAGUGUCCUUGUAGACCAAGUGCGGUGUCGGGCAAGCUACCAAACGUACCCCCAGUGGCCGUCUUGGCGCAGAAUUUCCCAUUUCCCGAGAUUUGGCAAGUACGAUCGAACCUGAAGUUCAACAAUGAAUGAUGAAGAGCGCAGAUUUCUGGGGACCUCAUUGUCAACCUCUUGCAGGGGCAGCGCAGAUGCCUUCGCUAGAAGUUUACAAAAAAGGUUCGGCUCACUGAACAUCGCUAAUCAUGACGAAAAUCCUUCGUCGUGGUACCAGAACGGACAUAGCCGACAAGUCGACCAAUUUGUCUCUUCACCACUCAGCCCAGAGACCGAAAUCGACAAUCCCUUGUCCAACGGAGCAAUCGCAAACCAUUUCAUCAACCCGGAACUCUUCCUGAACACUAAACCCAUCGAAUUCUCCAGUUGUGCCUUCGUCAGUGAUAACCGUGGUAGUGAUUUCUCCGUUGGAGCUACAGGUUGUGCGUCGAGUCCAUCCGAUAAUUUUAUUGACAGUAGUUCGGUCGACGAUAACUACGAAACAGCUUCGGAUCUGUCUGCUGACGAAAAUGACGAGGCUAUUGACGAUUCCGAAAUCGUAUCAUCUGAGAUUGAAUCCUCAGCAUCACCAUCAGCAGUCGCCUCAGAUUUUAGGAGAAGUGAUGAAGAAGAAGAAGCCCCAGAAGUGAGUAUCGAGGUCUGUGAUACGGAUGGGGGUCGAAACGACCACUCCCCCUCUCUUUCACAGGACGACACUAUCGCUUCUCCGAAAAUCAGAAGAUGUUCUUCGUUGAAGUCGGGAAAGACGCCUCCAGGAACCCCUGGUGGCAAGAAAAUCGUCAGAUUCGCCGAUGCCUUAGGACUAGAUUUGGCAGACGUCAAGACUUACGUUGAUGAGAUUCCAAAAAUUCCUACAUCGGCUUACAACGACUUGAACAAUCUGGAAGAUGACACCGAGGAUUCUAUGUUGAUGAGACCAUGUCGGAAUGGCCAGUCCAAGAUGGCGUUGGUACCACUCUUUACGCAACCGGGAGAGAGGUUUGACUUUAUGGAGAAGAUCAGAAGGUGCAACGUUUGCUUGGAGAGCGCUUUGGUGGACGAUCCGGUCUGUUGCUCUAUCAGAGGAGUGGUGAGGGUGAGGAAUAUCGAUUUUCACAAGACCGUUCAGGUGAGGUAUAGCACAGAUAGAUGGCGGAACUCUGCUAAUGUUCAGGCGAGCUAUGUGGACAAUUCUUGCGAUGGGUUCUCCGAUAAAUUCUCCUUCUUGAUAUAUGCCAACAUGCUCAAGUGUGGAGAUAAGUUGGAAUUUGCAGUUUGCUUUCUGGCCAAAGGAAAUGAAUACUGGGAUAAUAAUAAUGGGGCGAAUUACGUCUUCGAAUGUAUUUCGACCCAAACAGUAAGCCUGGCACCCUUGAUGCCUCCUCCUUCUUGGGGUAGUGAUAAUUGGGGAGCUGCUUUCUACUGAUUAGAUGGCAAUGUGGUGCAAUGGGUGAAUGUUAACGAAAAGUCUGAUCAAGGUUUCGAAACCUGCCAUAGAAAAAUGAAGAGAAAUCUCUGUGGAACCACUUCGAAGAUUGAGAAAAUAUUUAUGAGAAAUCUAUCGAAAAUUACACAUUAAGUUGCACUAUUUCAUUUCAUAUAUUCAAGUAGAGCGAAAACAACCAAGAUUCAAAGCAAUAAAUGAGCUAAUUUAUUUAUUUUUAUACAUUGUUGUUGUAAAUAGUAUUUAUUAGUUGCUAGUAAUUUCUUUUCAGUCCUAGUCUGAUUUUUAUCUAUAUAAGAUUAUGUUCUAUGCAAAUCGAAAUAAGACUAUGUGCCAAGUUACUGGUACGCGUUGAAAUAAUUUUUAUUGAAGUAUAUUUUUCAUAACAAGAAGAAUUCUAUUUCUUCUUCAAAUAGUUAUUUUAAUAGAUUUAAUUGAUUCUGCAGCUCAAAUUCUCUAUUCGAUAUUGAAUUCAUUUGAAUAUUCGAUAUUUUAUUUCUGAUCUGUUUAUUGACGUUAUGAUACGAAGGAAUUCUGCAAUUAUGAGAGACUUGUUUUUCAAUAUUUUUCUAGAUGUAAUGUAUCCAUGUUCCUCUUUGAAUAAUAAAAAAACAAAAGUA